Drosophila miranda is the source of this 1242-nucleotide messenger RNA. RefSeq names its product myosin tail region-interacting protein MTI1-like. The coding region runs from base 77 to 1174 and encodes 365 amino acids. The transcript has 2 exons. The record is from RefSeq and is a predicted model, not a curated record. Lineage: Eukaryota; Metazoa; Arthropoda; Insecta; Diptera; Drosophilidae.
UUGCCCCACUACAACAAUUCCAUAUAGAAAUAAAACCCAGCUGCAACUGAGAGCAGGUCUCAGUGAUCGAGUGAAAAUGCAGCCGUCUAUGGUAUUUUUGCUACUUGGUGGGGUCACCAUCGCCAGUUCGUGUGCCAUCCCAAAUGCUGAUCAAACAAAGAACUUCAACGGAAACCAACAGCAGACAAAGUUACCAGAGGUCUCUAUAGAUCAUCCGAAUCCGGAAUCGAAGUCCCAGUUGAAUGCAGAGCAAGAUAUCGAACUCUUUCGAAUGGUAACACAAAGUACCACGAAUCCUAGAGAAGAUCUUGGCUCUGUACCUUUGCCCACGCGUUUCACCAUUUCAAAUAAUGAAAAGAAGACUUCUAAUGAAAAUAAUGGUGAGAAAAGGAUACCAGAAGUCUCUACAGAGAUUACAAUACCGGAACCUAAGUCCCAGUUGAAUUCAGAGGAGGAUAUCAAACUCUUUCGAAUGGUACCACAGCGUACAACCAUUCCUAUGGAAGACCUUGUCUCUGAAAAGAUUGUGCCUUUGCCCACCCGUUCUCCAACGCCUCAAAGUUCUACCACUCUAAAUGGUGAACAAAAGAAGACUUCCAAGGGAAAAAAUGAGGAGAAAGAGAUACCAGAAGUCGCUACAGAGAUUACAAUACCGGAACCUAAGACCCAGUUGAAUGCAGAGGAAGACAUCGAACUCUUUCGAAUGGUACCACAGCGUACAACCAUUCCUAUAGAAGACCUUGCCUCUGAAAAGAUUGUGCCUUUGCCCACCCGUUCUCCAACGCCUCAAACUUCUACCACUCUAAAUGGUGAACAAAAGAAGACUUCUUCUGAGGAGAAAAAGAUACCAGAAGUCGCUACAUCGGAACCUAAGACACAGUUGAAUGCAGAGGAAGAUAUCGAACUCUUUCGAAGCACCACGAUUCCUAAAGUAGAAAAGAUUGUACCUUUACCCACUCGUUCACCCACUCCUGGGACUACGAUGAUCACCUCCACCAUCGCAAACACUUCUCACGGAGAGAAUCAAGGGACACAGACCACAGAAGUUAUGCCAAUAUAUAUUAUGCCUUUACCAAUGCCUGGCAAUGUUUCGGUCGAGUGUGAGGUCCAGCCAUAUAGUUUUGGACCUCGUUUGAGUGCACAACUUUUGAAAAUACUCACAAGAUUGGGCUAAGAAAUAAAAUGUAAUUUAUAUUUAAAAAGAAUAAAGCAUCAAAAACACCAACGUAAUAUCCCAAAAAU